CUAGAGUCGUCUCCGAUUCUCACAUUUAUAGUCUGGUUCACUAGAAUGGAGCAUAGAUAGUUAGUUUCUCCGAUCGACGUCCACUUUCCGAACACAGCUUUUUCAUGGGUUCGAUGCUCGGUGACUGGCCUUCAUUCGAUCCUCACAAUUUCAGCCAACUUCGACCAUCUGAUCCCUCCAAUCCUUCUAAGCUAAUGCCUGCUACCUAUCAUCCUACUCAUAAUCGGACAGUUCCACCACCUAAUCAAGCAGUAAUCUCAACUGAAGCUAAAAAUAUUCUUUUGAGACAGUUAUAUCAACGUGCUGAAGAAAAGUUAAGGCCCAAGAGAGCUGCAUCUGAAAAUCUGACUCCAGAGCACAAGGUAAAGCAGCCCAGGGGCUCAUUUCCAGAAGAAACUUCCAACUGAGCUUUUUUGCGAAGGAGCCUGCAAGUCUUCUGCAUUUCCGUCUGCCUGUUCUUACUGCCAUGUAAAGGGUGUCGUAAUGUAUUAUAGGUUUGGUGCUUGCUUGUGUGAUUUGCUUGUGGGUGGAAUUCUUAGGAAAGACUUGUAGAAUUGUAUAGAAUAUGUAUCUAUAGGACCUUCAUUGAAUAAUUGCAGGGGGUAACAUCCCCCUUUAUAAU
Molecule: messenger RNA, 622 nt
Organism: Telopea speciosissima
Lineage: Eukaryota; Viridiplantae; Streptophyta; Magnoliopsida; Proteales; Proteaceae
Product: DET1- and DDB1-associated protein 1-like
Exons: 4
Coding region: 105-407 (100 amino acids)
Biological process (GO): positive regulation of proteasomal ubiquitin-dependent protein catabolic process
Cellular component (GO): Cul4-RING E3 ubiquitin ligase complex
Source: RefSeq, a predicted model, not a curated record